CGUGCUGAUCCUGGACUUCCCAGCUACGCUAUGGACAAGCUCAGCUCCCGGUGCUCCGUGCCAGGCUCCUCGAGGUCGUGUGUCCUGGUCUGCCUCUGGAGUCUGGCAGCCUCUUUCCUGCUCUACCCUGUGCUCUGGACCCUGGGCCGGCAACUCCAUUCAACUCUCACUGGCAUCUACAUCCCCGGCACCUAUUCUGUCGUCUUUGUCAACUCUCCCAAUGAACAGAUUGCUAGAGAUAUGGCAAGGUACUUUUGGAAUGGAGUAAUAGAAGAAAACACUGAGAUCCUGCUGUUAAUAAAGACAAAGACUUCCAAGGUCCAGUUGCUGUCUGGCUACAUCAGGUUGAUGCAUCCUUUUGAAAUCCCAGAGAUCUUCAGCCUGACCAUGGACAAAGGAGACCAGCACUAUUUUAAGUGGCUGGAGGAAGGCAUAGCAAAGAACUGACAUUCCCGUAGGAUGCCUCCAGUCUUAAUCAGCUGCACUCCAGGGAUGGAGAGGUUCUUUCGGCUUCCUCACAUCUCUGAGUUUUGUGCCUUUGCAGUACAGAGGAGCUAUAUAACUUGCAGAGGCUGAAGAUUCAAGCUUUCUUAUGCUCAAAGAGGAGAUGGAGCCGUUUGAGCUAAUCAAGAACCCUGUGGAACUGGUGGUCUCUGCUUCAUGUUUAAUGGUGGCCUGAGAUGUA
Messenger RNA from Suncus etruscus (white-toothed pygmy shrew), 685 nucleotides. RefSeq names its product protein CutA homolog. Bases 31 to 447 code for a protein of 138 amino acids. The record is from RefSeq and is a predicted model, not a curated record. Gene Ontology annotation, molecular function: copper ion binding. The transcript has 5 exons. Gene Ontology annotation, biological process: response to metal ion. NCBI's taxonomy places the organism in Eukaryota, Metazoa, Chordata, Mammalia, Eulipotyphla, Soricidae.